AGUUGCUCAGACAUUAAUUUUAUCUGGGUUUAUUCGUUAGUUUCUAUCCCGUCUGGGAUUAUUGAGCUUACGCACAUACAUAACUAGGUUAAUAAACAGUUACUGGUAUCAGCAAAUGAAAGUGACGGGUUUCAGGAAGCUGACACAACACAGAAUACAUUUGGAAUAUUUUUUCUGCUUGCGGAGACCAUUUUUCCGCAUUACCAGUCCAGAAUUGGAGUAACUUAAUUGGCUAUGCAGACGUCAGCCUCAUGCGUAUUAGUUUUGUUGCCUGAUCAGAUACUAAUGCCUUUAAAUUUUAGGAAUUUGAAACUUUGCAGGUUCAAGCCGCUUAGAAAUAGUUUUGGUAUUCAGUCAACGCCUUAGAUCACAUUUUUAUUAAGGAUAGUUUGCCGCAUGAGGGGUUGAAUUAUUAGCUUAGGACUACGUUAAGGAGGUACUAAGUCAAGUUGCCACACUUCAUAUAGAAUCACAUGAAGUAGACCAAAAAAGUUCAAUAAAAUUACAAUAAACAGAAGUGUACUAAAAUAGCUGUAGGAAGAUAUAACGAGUCUGGAAGAUGAGACGACCGAGGGAGUUCUAUUGUAAACAACUUCAAGCCGUUUUUAACCACUGAUUCUUAGCAUCCUGAGGACUCCAGCCAGGCAGUGGAACCUCCUAAUGUAGAGUCACCCUUUUGAUGAAAAUAAAUGCAAUGUAACCUUAAAAGCCCUACAGAUACGUUGAUUAUCACUAGCAGUUUCACUACUGAGUGGAUAAGCUUUCUACCAUAUAGUCCAAGUUAUCGGGUUUGAUUAUGAAUAAGCCAAACAAUGCGUCUCACCUAAUCUGCUUAUAAGUAGUAGAGGUUUUGUACCUUCUUGAUGCUUAAAGCAUUAACAAGAACACUAAUUCUUCAGUGAUUCUAAUGGAUGAUACAUCUGAAAUCUGGUUUUCAUAUGACAAGUAGUCAGUAUUAUAGUUAUCUUCAUAUUUUGAAAAAAUGUAUCUAAUUUGCUAACACCGUACAUCUUGCUAUUAAUGAUAUGGUAGUAGCCUAGUUGAAUUUCGCCAGCUAAUGUUCUUGGUUUUUUAUCCCAUUUCGGUUUACUUUUUAAUAGAUAAUAAAGUGGUGCGAUAUUUCGAAAAUUAAUCAUACAUGUCUUCAGUAUUGAUUUCCGUUAACAUUGAAUUCAUAAGUACAUAAUUUUAAAGUAUUUUAAUGACAGUGUAUACACUAUAGAUUUCGCCUACACGAUUAUUUUUCAGCUUUCAGUCAGCAACCCCUGGGUUUGAGUCACACUCCACCUACUUAAACCUGAGAAAGCGGGUAGUAUCGGCAUCAGUUCCGUAUCCCGUACUAUGGUAUAACAUGAUUAAUAUUGCAGAUGAAAAUUGUUAAAUAAGAAGGGCCUCACCGAUUGAGGUAUCUUGAGUACGUGUCAUUCAUGUCGAACCAUCUUUCUUAUUGAGCAAUGUUAGUCGAUAAAGGGGUUAAACCGAAAAAGUUUUAGGAAUAGUCAAACCAACACAUCGCAUCAUUCCAUCAAGUCUUUGUUGUUGGUUUGAGUCAUGUAGGCUGCUUAGUUGGUGUCCUUGAGGGCGUUGGUAAUAUGGCUCAAAAUUGUUACCAGUUGCGCAGAUGCAUUCAUUCUUUGUAAACUCGUAGAUCUAUCAAAUUCUCAUUAAUGUUCAUGUACUUUUCUUUCUACCUGACAUUUUUCUUCCAUUAUAGUUCUUUUAAACUUUUUCUCUCUAGUUCUGUGUGCUAUAUAAUGUAGCAACUUGAACUGCUGGACUUCUAUGCAGUCCUACGUUAAAAAUGCUCUCUCAGUAGUAUCAUCAGCCUUCGCAUAAAACAAAAGUUGUCCUCGAUUGAAUCAAAAACUGUCCAAUGAACACCAACUUCCCACCUUCUCGUCUUCAAGUGUCAAGUUUAUCCUGUAAAAAUAAGUGUGGUUUUUAUGGAAAUCCUUCGUGGGAUGGAUAUUGUUCCGUCUGCUACCGUAACGCACAUCAGAAACAAACAACUCUCCGUCAAACAUCUACAGCUACAACAAAUUUGUCACAGAGCUCUGCUGAUACAGAAGUUAAGCGCAAACAAAGCACUGGAAAAAACUCGACCAUCAAAAAUAUUUUCAAGGUUCCUCGAGAUGAUAGUCGUGAUCCAAAUCCAGUAAAUCCAGAAGAAUGUUUACAAGCUGAACAAGAGUUUAAAGCCUUUCUGAACACUCUUCGAGCUUCUAUAAAUGCAGAUAUUUCCCGUCAUGUUUCAAAGCUUUUGGAACAGUUAGAACCUAUUCGUGGUUCGAACAUUAAUCAGGCUUCAAUGAUAGUGCAAGAUUUUUACCACAACAUUUCCAACCGUAUUUUAAAUAAUCCUAUGUACUCAAGUUUAUCAGUACAAACCAGGGAUUCUAUAAUGAAUUCAGUAGAGCGCUUUGUUACAACAUGGAUUUAUUUUUGGGCUUUUGCUUCCCCUACAACUGAUGAUGAAAAUGUAGACUUGAAAUUACAAGAAAAAAUUCGUUCAUUACACUGGGUAACUCCUUACCUACUUGAUUCUCCAAUAAAUCCAAAUUCUCCUGAAGAACUUACUCAUUUGGAUUUAGCUACAUUCGCUCUUAUCAAAGUGAAUACACUUCUAGCCUCUGAGGAUAAAUUGGAUCAAAUCGUCGAGUGCUGCCGCAGUGUCUUUGAUGCUUUAAAAGUUCACUAUCGAAAUUAUUCUAUUAAAACUCAAGAAUAUAUGUACAAUAAUGCCGCCAGCAAUGAUGUAAACACUGCUACUAAUAGUAAUAAUAGUAGCAGUAAUACACCGUUGGGUUCUGUCUUCAAGCCAGGUGCGAAUAAUUCAACUCUACCUAAAACUUCUACUAAUCCUAUCGAAGAAGAUAAUAAUACUACAGCAAAUGCUGAUGAUUUUCUACCCACAUUAAUAUGGGUUGUCUUGAACUCGAAUCCACCAUUGAUUUAUUCUAAUUUACAAUUUAUUAUGCGAUUUGCUAAUCAGAAUAGAUUGAAUAGUGGAGAAGCUGGUUACUUCUUUACAAAUCUGUCAUGUGCCGUACACUUUCUCAGAAAUCUAACACAUGAAUCACUCAGUUUAUCAGAAGAAGAUUUUGGCCGAUGUAUGCGAAAAGGUUUAGCACUAGUGAGACGUUCUGGUGAACCAUUAUCAGAAGGCGAGAAAAUGCUCACAGAAAAUGGGAUUCAUUUGGUGGAUUUAGAAGAUAGUCUUAACGAUUUAAACAAUAAAAUAGAAUCUGCUGAAUUAGAAAUGAAAAAAUUCCAUGAACACUUUCAAAAUGAAGUCAAUGAAAUACGAACAACUAUCCCGUUGAAGGUGAACACAGAUGAUUUGGAUCCACGUCAUUUAGAAAAUCCGCAUAUCCUUCUACUGGGACCACAGUGUAAACCUAGCCGACAGAAUCAAUCCUUACUAGAUACUGAUUUGGAUGAGACAACAAAUCGUCUUCUACCUGAUCCUAUACAACCUGCUCCGUAUAUGGAUGAUUAUUCUUCGAAAAAGGCUGUUUGAGAAAGGGUCUAUCAUCAUUGUGUGUGUGUGUAUGUAUGUAUAUGUAUAUAAAAAUGGAAGCAUUCGCAUUAAAAAGCAACAACUAAUGCUAUGCGGUAUUCUUGCUAUUCAGAGAAAUAAGGCGGCUUGUGAAUAAUAUUACUUUCUUUUUAGUAUUUGAUUUAUCUGUAAACGAUUCGUAUUUCUCUUCAUAAAUAUAUAUUAUACAUGCAGCAGCAUGUGCAUACUUAUAUAUGCACAUGAGUGAUAUGACAAGUAAAUAAAUUAUAUUGUAU
This is a messenger RNA of Trichobilharzia regenti, 3795 nucleotides long. The record is from the annotation of a GenBank genome assembly. NCBI's taxonomy places the organism in Eukaryota, Metazoa, Platyhelminthes, Trematoda, Strigeidida, Schistosomatidae.